Messenger RNA from Coccinella septempunctata (seven-spotted ladybird), 1122 nucleotides. It is a transcript of the gene Uch-L5, whose product is annotated as ubiquitin carboxyl-terminal hydrolase isozyme L5. Gene Ontology annotation, cellular component: cytoplasm. Gene Ontology annotation, biological process: protein deubiquitination; ubiquitin-dependent protein catabolic process. The coding region runs from base 116 to 1075 and encodes 319 amino acids. The record is from RefSeq and is a predicted model, not a curated record. NCBI's taxonomy places the organism in Eukaryota, Metazoa, Arthropoda, Insecta, Coleoptera, Coccinellidae. Gene Ontology annotation, molecular function: cysteine-type deubiquitinase activity. The transcript is spliced from 4 exons.
AAGCAUUACAUUGAAGAAGCGUCUCAUUAAUUUAACCUUUUUCGAAAAAAAUUGUUAACGAAUUACUAGAUAUUAGACUUGUUUAGGGGUUUAUUACUUAAUAAAAGACCUAAAGAUGUCUGAAAGUGCUGGUAAUUGGUGUCUAAUCGAAAGUGAUCCAGGGGUGUUUUCUGAAUUAAUCAGGGAAUUCGGUGUUAAAGGCGUGCAGGUAGAGGAACUGUGGAGUUUAGAUGGAGAUCAGUUUGAUAACUUGAAACCUAUCCAUGGACUGAUAUUUCUGUUCAAAUGGACUAAAGAUGAUGAUCCUUCAGGUUCAAUUGUAGAAGAUAAUAGGUUGGAUAAAAUAUUUUUUGCAAAACAGGUCAUCGAUAAUGCUUGUGCAACUCAGGCAAUACUAAGUAUAUUACUCAACUGCCGUCAUCCCGAUGUGAAGAUAGGUCAUACACUGUCAGAACUCAAAGAUUUUUGUCAAGGAUUUGACGCAAAUAUGAAAGGAUUGACCAUUAGUAAUUCCCCAGUUAUUCGUACGGUUCAUAAUUCAUUUGCAAGGCAACAAUUAUUUGAAUUUGAUAAUUCCUCGAAUAGUAAAACACAAGAUGCUUUUCAUUUUGUUGGAUAUGUCCCCAUUGAUGGGAGAUUGUAUGAAUUAGAUGGCUUAAAAGCUGGUCCUAUCGACUUGGGUGCAAUCCCAGCCGAAACAGAAUGGACGGAUGUUGUGAGACCUAUUAUUGAAAAAAGGAUCCAGAAGUAUAGUGAAGGGGAAAUACAUUUCAAUUUGAUGGCUAUUGUAAGUGAUAGAAAGAUGUUAUACGAGAGACAAAUUGAAUCGCUGCAAAAGCAACUGGAUGAUAAUCCAGAUAAAGAAAGUAUAAAGAGUGAGAUAGCAAAUUUGAAGUUGCUGAUUGAGGAAGAAGAAAAUAAGAAGAGGUCUUACCAAAUUGAAAAUAUCAGAAGAAAGCACAAUUAUAUUCCUCUAAUAAUAGAAUUAUUGAAAAUAUUGGCUAAAGAAGGUAAAUUAGUUCCUUUAUAUGAGGAAGCUAAAGAGAAAACAUUGAAGAGGCAGAAAACUAAAUAGUCUGAAUCUGUAAUAUUUAAAAUCAAUAAAUAUAAGUGAAUAUCUGA